GUCAGCAAGGGAUUUCAACACUCUAUAAAUACAGAAUCCCUAAAACAAAAAGUACAGAAGAACUCUUGAGGAAAAGAAAUUCAAAUAAAUUUCCAUCUUUGGGUAUUUGCCGCUCGCUAAAUUUUUACCAGAUAUCCCAAGGUCUCCAUCAGAGUUGAACGCUUGUCUGCAUCUGGGUAUCGCCGGAAUCUACCUCACAGUUGAAUUUCUCAAUUUUUUUCUUCAACAACUUUCUGAUGGAAUCUCCUUGGAGAGCUUCUCAGACUUCUUUGCCGAAUCAUGGUGAAAAUAAUGGUUCAACUCCGCUGCAUCCUGAACCACUUAAUGUGGCCCCCAUAAGUUGUGUUCCAUAUACUGGCCCUCCUCUACCAUACAGUUAUCAUACUUCAGCGUCACCAGACAUUAAUACUGGUUCAGUCCCAGUUGAGGCUGAUUCCAAGCAUAUCAGCUCUCAGCAGCAUGCUGGGGGUCAGCCUGCAAUGAUUUUUUUCACUGCUUGUCCAGCCAGAGAGGAGUGGGAUAAUCUCAUAAAUUAUGCUAAUGGUGGGGUUGCACUGACUGGAUCUGCUUUAUUGGGAAAGGUUGGACCACUUAUUGGAUCAGUUGAUAUUGCUGAAUCCGAGGAUGACUAUGUAUUUCGUGUUUCACUCCCCGGUGUCGCAAGGGAUGAAAGAGUGUUUCGCUGUGAUGUUGGACCUAAUGGGGCAAUCGUCAUAAAAGGAGUGAGCGAGACUGGAGAGAACAUGGUUCGCAGGGACAACAUGGUUUUUAAGAUGCAAACUCAAAACCUAUGUCCACCGGGAGAAUUUUCUGUUUCAUUCCAGCUACCAGGUCCAAUUGAUCAUCAAAACUUGAAUUGUGUUUUUGGAUCUGACGGGAUUUUUGAAGGAGUUGUGAAAAAAAGGACAACAGGUCCUUUAAGGGGUAUUUAGAUCAGAAUCUUCAGCUUG
Solanum verrucosum is the source of this 950-nucleotide messenger RNA. RefSeq names its product alpha-crystallin domain-containing protein 22.3-like. Gene Ontology annotation, cellular component: nucleus. The record is from RefSeq and is a predicted model, not a curated record. NCBI's taxonomy places the organism in Eukaryota, Viridiplantae, Streptophyta, Magnoliopsida, Solanales, Solanaceae. The coding region runs from base 237 to 932 and encodes 231 amino acids. The transcript is spliced from 3 exons.